Molecule: messenger RNA, 1458 nt
Organism: Chanos chanos (milkfish)
Lineage: Eukaryota; Metazoa; Chordata; Actinopteri; Gonorynchiformes; Chanidae
Gene: rxrga
Product: retinoid x receptor, gamma a
Exons: 10
Coding region: 79-1398 (439 amino acids)
Biological process (GO): regulation of DNA-templated transcription
Cellular component (GO): nucleus
Molecular function (GO): zinc ion binding; nuclear steroid receptor activity; sequence-specific DNA binding
Source: RefSeq, a predicted model, not a curated record
GGAGGAGAUGCUGCUGUCUGUGACGGCAAAACAAGAAUCAUUUAAAGGAAACAGUCACAUUAAAAGAUAGGUUAUAUCAUGGACAAUAACGACCCUUACCUUCAUUUAAACUCUCCUGUGCAGGUCAGCCACGCUCACCUGGGCUCCCAACCCUCACAGAACCCCCUCGGCGGCAUGGUCGCACACCACUCAUCUGUCAUCAGUGGUCUGGGCUCCGCCUACUCCGUCAUAACCUCCUCCCCUUCUGUCUCCAUGCCAACCACAACCCACAUGGACUAUGGAGGACUCAAUGGUCCACAGAUGAAUUCUUUGAACACCGUGAGUAGCUCAGAGGAUGUGAAGCCUCCUCCAGGUCUGGGUGGACUGAGCCAUAUCAGCAGCUAUCACGCCACCAGCCCCAGCUCCCUCUCCAAACACAUCUGUGCCAUCUGUGGAGACCGAUCCUCUGGGAAGCACUACGGUGUGUACAGCUGUGAGGGCUGCAAGGGUUUCUUCAAAAGAACCAUCCGGAAAGACCUCACCUACACAUGCAGAGACAAUAAAGAGUGCCUGAUUGACAAACGGCAGCGAAACCGUUGCCAGUACUGCCGCUACCAGAAGUGUCUGGCCAUGGGCAUGAAGAGGGAAGCUGUGCAGGAGGAGAGGCAGCGUGGUCGGGAGAGAGGAGAGAACGAAGUGUCCACCAGUGGCUUUAAUGAAGACAUGCCGGUGGAGAAGAUCCUGGAUGCCGAGCUCGCCGUGGAGCCUAAGACAGAGGCCUGCAUGGAGGCCAAUUCAGGAGGCUCAACGAACGACCCGGUCACCAACAUCUGCCAAGCAGCCGAUAAGCAACUCUUUACUCUGGUGGAGUGGGCCAAGAGGAUCCCACACUUCUCUGAGCUACCUCUGGAUGACCAGGUCAUCCUUUUACGAGCAGGCUGGAAUGAGCUGCUCAUUGCCUCGUUCUCUCAUCGCUCUGUAACGGUGAAAGACGGCAUCCUGCUGGCCACGGGCCUGCACGUCCACCGCAGCAGUGCUCACAGCGCCGGAGUCGGCUCUAUCUUCGACAGGGUACUGACAGAGCUGGUAUCUAAGAUGAAAGACAUGCAGAUGGACAAGACAGAGCUGGGGUGUCUGAGAGCCAUCGUCCUCUUUAACCCAGAUGCAAAGGGUCUGUCUAACCCAUCAGAAGUGGAAAGUUUGAGGGAAAAAGUAUAUGCCUCGCUGGAAUCUUACACCAAACACAAAUACCCAGAUCAGCCUGGCAGGUUUGCGAAGCUCCUCCUGCGGCUGCCUGCGCUGCGUUCCAUUGGACUGAAGUGCCUGGAGCACCUUUUCUUCUUUAAGCUGAUUGGUGACACACCGAUAGACACGUUCCUCAUGGAGAUGCUGGAAGCACCACAUCAGAUCACCACAUGACCCUGAUUCUGCUCUCUGUACAUACCCCCUUCCACCCCCCCACCCCCCAACCCCCCCAGC